Messenger RNA from Ceratosolen solmsi marchali, 801 nucleotides. RefSeq lists its product as uncharacterized. Lineage: Eukaryota; Metazoa; Arthropoda; Insecta; Hymenoptera; Agaonidae. The transcript is spliced from 4 exons. The annotation marks the transcript as partial. Gene Ontology annotation, biological process: positive regulation of SREBP signaling pathway. The record is from RefSeq and is a predicted model, not a curated record.
AUAACCUCUCGAACUAGUUAUUAAAAUAUGAUAGCUUGUUUUAAUCUUUUUAAAUAUGCUCGACGACGGUUAAUAUUUGGUCUUCUUUUUGCCUUUUUAUUUGUUUACUGCAUAUUUUCUUUAUUGCACUUUGAGAAAGGGCUGAUCUUCGGAAAUGACUUUGAUGAUAUAGAUAAUAUAAAUCUUGGUGACAAUAGUAAUGAGAUAUUGAAUAGCGAAGAAGAAGAUGGAGAGCUAAUUAAAUCUUCUGAUAAAUCUUUAUUAUGGCACAUGGAAGUAUUGAAUGAUGGUGGAAAUACAAAAUCAGUAGAACUUGUAAAUGUUGAAAAGUAUGUUAAUAAUGAAACAUCUUUAAGACAGUGUCGAAAUUCAAUUCAGGAUAAAUUUUUAAUUGUCGAUGAAAAAGGUUAUGUAUGUAGUCGGUAUGAACUUUCUAAUGGUUGCUGCAACGCUCAAAUAUUAGAAAAUACCAGUUCUUAUUCAGUGCCCUUAAUAAGAAAUAGAUAUACUUGUAAAACAUGUAAUCCCCAAGGUUGCUGUACAAUUUUUGAAUAUUGUGUAUCAUGUUGUCUUGAUCCAAAAAAGAUUAAGAAGAAAAAAGGUUUAAAUUUUAACCAACUUUAUAAAAAUAAAUUAAAAUUAAAGCAAGGUGAAGACAUCUUGAAGCUACGUCUAAGAAGUCUUGAUCGUUUUCAGUUAUGUUUAGCAGCUUGUCGUACUUCUAGUUUAAGCGUCCAUGAAAAUACAUACAAAAACCCAUAUUAUAAAUAUUGUUAUAUUCUUCAACUAUCCAGUAAUAAU